Messenger RNA from Geodia barretti, 1208 nucleotides. The record is from the annotation of a GenBank genome assembly. NCBI's taxonomy places the organism in Eukaryota, Metazoa, Porifera, Demospongiae, Tetractinellida, Geodiidae.
AUGUAGUCGAGAUCAGAGCUCUCAAUUAGGAAUUCUGCGUUGGUGCACAAAGUGGGGAGGGAGGAGAGGAAGGGACUCGUCUUCUCUCUGAAAGUGUUUUUGUCUGACUGGGACGGCAACCUUGUCCGCACUGCAGUCUAUACCUGUUAGUCUCUCUCUCUCUCUCUUAAUUUUACAAACCUAGGGUUGGAAAUUGUGCCAAGGAGCCUUUUUCAUUGUGGUUCGUUUGAGCAACUAGAAACAAGCUGAUUAUUUGUGUGCAUGCUGUCAAUGUGACAUAUAUACACAGGUGUCUCCAGUUUCUGGCUGGUUACAUGCAGCACAGGAAAUAGGACCGUGAUUUGCAGGGCUUCAGUUUUGGCUAUAGUAAUGUGGUAUAUAGUAGGUUGGUAUGUGUAACGAAUCUCACUUCCGGUAAUCAGUGGUGUAGUGAGUAUGACAGAUGAUCAUCUAUUGAGCGGGCCUUAAAACGCACUUGUACAUUUGUUAGAGAACGUAGGCGUGCAGUAUAGUAUCAACAGACACACGCAUCAGAUGGAAUUAGCAACAUGGUUCUCCCUGUGGAAAUCAUUGCUCAACUGUAUGUUUGUCCUCCCUCUCUCUCCCUCUCCCUCCUCCCCUCAGCCCUGGAGGAGCUGGGUCUCCAAGAUGUCGACUCUGUAGUAGUGGCUUUCCCUCCGUCUCCCCACAGCCCAGAGAACAUGGCUGCCAUGAAGGAAGUCUGGAAGAGUGUGGAGCAGUUGGUGCAUGAUGGAGUGACUGAGACUGUGGGUGUGGCCGAUUUGAUGAGACCGCAACUGGAGGAGCUACUUAGCUGGGCCACUAUAAAACCAAUGACGGAUCAACUAAACUUGGCCCACUGCUGCAUUAUACCACAGGAUCUGAAGGAUUUCUCCAAGAACCACAACGUGACUCUCAAUACCCACAACGACGAGAGGGACAUCCUCCCUCCCCCGCAGCUCCAGGCCCUGGUGGGCGGGGUCUGUGGUAACCACGACAACCAGUGGGGAUACAGCUGGGCGACUCGCUACACCUCCAUCAUCCACAUGAGAGGCAUCAUCGCCCACAAGGGGUACCUGCUGGAACUCCAAAAGACCCAGUGAUUGCUAGACCAAAGAACUAUAGCCAUUGACAUAUGUUCGAUCCCUUCUCUUUAACUUUGUCUGUGUGUGUGCUAUUAUUAUAGAAACUUAUUAUGGAAGAACGUA